AUUCGUUUUCACAAAGAAGCAUGCAAAUCCAAUUUGCUAUAUUGCACCUUCUAAAAAAACGGUUGGACUUCUAAAGGCUAAAUGUUCAACCAACCUAGUCCCCCCUUCAUUUAUUUUCUUCUUUUUCGUUUCCUUUUCACAAAAUUCAUAUACAGCAAUGUUGGCAUAGCGCAUUGCAUUACGAUCGCUGCGAGUGAGUGGAAGAAGGAAAAAGAAAGAGAAAUAAAAUUCAGAGGCUCACACCAAAAACGAUACUCUCAGAUCCAAAUAUUUUUUCACUCUCAGAUCGAAAUCCAAUUAAACUGGUUCCGCUUGACCUUCUGAUCAUGAAUGCAUUCUCUUCUCCCACGCGUCUGAGGGACAUGAUUCGGGCCAUACGUGCUUGCAAGACUGCAGCAGAAGAACGUGCUGUUGUUAGAAAAGAAUGUGCUGCCAUUCGUACUUCUAUAAAUGGCAAUGAGCAACACUAUACGCAUCGGAAUCUGGCCAAGCUAAUGUUCAUCCACAUGCUUGGCUACCCCACUUAUUUUGGUCAAAUGGAGUGCCUCAAGUUGAUAGCAUCUCCUGGAUUUCCGGAGAAGAGAAUGGGUUACCUUGGUCUUAUGUUGCUUCUUGAUGAAAAACAAGAAGUUCUAAUGUUGGUCACCAAUUCUUUGAAACAAGAUCUUAAUCACACAAAUCAAUAUAUUGUGGGACUUGCUCUUUGUGCUCUAGGAAAUAUUUGUUCAGCCGAAAUGGCUCGUGAUCUUGCCGAAGAGGUUGAGAGAUUAAUGGAUUUCCGAGAUCCUAAUAUACGGAAGAAGGCAGCAUUGUGCUCUGCAAGAAUCAUAAAGAAAGUUCCAGACUUGGCCGAAAAUUUUGUUGGUCCUGCUACUGGCUUACUAAGGGAGAAACAUCAUGGAGUUUUGAUCACUGGGGUUCAGCUUUGUACAGAUUUGUGCAAAAUUAGUUCAGAAGCUCUUGAACAUGUUAGAAAGAAAUGCACGGAUGGUUUGGUCAGAGUUCUAAAGGAUUUAGCAAAUAAUCCUUAUUCACCAGAGUAUGAUGUUGCUGGUUUCACGGACCCUUUUCUGCAUAUCAGAUUGCUUAGACUGUUGCGUGUAUUGGGUGAAGGUGAUUCGGAUGCUAGUGAUUCUAUGAAUGACAUACUUGCCCAGGUGGCUACUAAGAUCGAGUCAAAUAAAACCAUUGGCAAUGCCAUCUUAUAUGAGUGCGUUCAAACAAUAAUGAGCAUUCAAGAUAGUGGUGGCUUACGGGUUCUUGCCAUCAAUAUUCUAGGAAAGUUCUUGUCGCACCGAGACAACAAUAUCAGAUACGUGGGAUUAAACAUGUUGAUGAAGGUUGUCACUGCGGAUGUUCAGGCAGUGCAGAGGCAUCGAGCAACAAUUCUGGAAUGUAUAAAGGAUUCUGAUGUUUCAAUUCGGAGAAGAGCCCUUGAACUUGUUUGUAUUCUGGUGAAUGAAACUAAUGUGAAGGCCUUAACAAAGGAGCUAGUAGACUAUCUGGAAGUCAGUGAUCCAGAUUUCAGGGUAGACCUUACUGAAAAAAUUUGUUCAAUAGUUUCAAAGUAUUCCUCAGAGAAGAUCUGGUACAUUGAUCAGAUGCUCAAGGUUCUGUCUGAGGCUGGGAACUAUGUGAAAGAUGAAGUAUGGCAUGCCUUAAUUGUUGUGAUAAGUAAUGCUUCUGAACUUCAUGGAUAUACAGUAAGAGCAUUAUACAAGGCAUUUCAGAGGUCAGCUGAACAGGAAACUCUUGUUCGCGUUGCAGUGUGGUGCAUUGGAGAGUAUGGUGAAUUCUUAAUCAACAAUGAUGGAAUGCUUGAUGUAGAAGAUCCCAUGAGGGUGACUGAGUCAGAUGUUGUGCAUGUUGUAGAGAUUGCUUUAAAACGGCACUCAUUGGAUAUUACCACAAAAGCAAUGACUUUGGUUGCCCUAUUGAAGCUAUCUUCACGGUUUCCUUCCUUUUCAGAGAGAAUCAGGGAAAUAGUCGUUCAGUACAAAGGGAACUUUGUGUUAGAAUUGCAGCAAAGAUCCAUAGAAUUCAAUUUGAUUAUGGCAAAGCAUCAAAAUAUUAGGCCUACACUUGUAGAGAGGAUGCCAGUUCUGGAUGAGGCUACUUUCAUUGCUAGGAGGGCUGGAUCUUUGCCAGAUGCAGCUUCAACACCUACAAAUGGAGUAGCCAAAGCUGUGGCUCCUAUUGUAGAUCUCCUUGAUAUAAAUUCAGAUGAUGCUCCUAUACCAAGCUCUUCAGGUGGUGAUCUUCUUCAUGACCUUCUUGGUGUCAAUAUUUCAUUGGCAGCUCAGCAGUCUGAUGCUGCUCAGCGCUCAGAAAAUGGCACAGAUGUUCUUUUGGAUCUGUUGUCAAUCGGAUCGCCUUCUGCACCAAAUGAAUUACCUGCACAAGGCAACUCAUCUACAAUAGACAUAUUGUCCCCCAAACCAAGUAAGAAGGCACCACUUUCACCAUUAGAUGAUCUGGCAUCGCUUUCACCUUCUUUUAGAACAACUUUAAAUGCUGGAGCUGCUCCUUUAGUGGAAUCAUUAGAUGGUUUUGUCCCCAGCCCACCAACAGAAGAAAACAAUGAACUGGUUUAUCCAUCUAUAACUGCAUUUGAGAGUACCUCCUUGAGGUUGGUGUUCAAUUUCUCAAAACAGCCAGGGAACUUACAAACUACAAACAUUCGGGCUACCUUUACAAAUUUGACCUCAAAUGUAUAUACAGAUUUUGUUUUUCAGGCUGCAGUUCCAAAGUAUACUCUGUUGUCUGCAGUUUGCUCCGCUGUCUGCGUUGUCGCCACUGUCCGCGUCGUGCCGCUGUCCGCCGUCGCCGUAGUGUGUUUUGAACACCAUAAUCACCUUGAACAAGAUAUUUCUAUGGUCCCGAAUGAAGAAAAAUCUCAUUGGCAAAAAUUAGACUUUCAAUUAUGUGCUGUUUUGUGGCAAUCGGUUGAGCAAGAGGUUCUAGAUAUCUUGAGACCCUAUAAGACAUGCUCCUCCUUUUGGAAAAGGGUCCAAGAUAUUUUUGCUAAUGAUGUCUUGACUCAGGUGCCUCAGAUCAUAUCUCUGGAACAUGGUACGGGGCGUCUGAUUGGAGAAGGACACGAGUCACUGAUAGAAUCAACCCCUGGCACUUCCCUUGGCAACGCACCUUGUGCCCAUCCCCUACUUCCACCAUAUAUGGCAAGGUGGGUUGCUGUUGCAGCCCACAUUUGUGUCCUCCCCUUCUUCCGUUGGCAAGGGUAUAAGGUCCUUUCCACCUUCCAAAUCUUUGAUAUCCUCAUCAGAAAUCAGCAGCAUAUGAAGCUGUUUGUUCCUACAGGAAUUGUUCAAUUUAACAUAUUCAUAUUAUCUCUGACAUUUACUUUUGCAUUUUUAGAUGCUGCUCAGCGCUCAGAAAAUGGCACAGAUGUUCUUUUGGAUCUGUUGUCAAUCGGAUCGCCUUCUGCACCAAAUGAAUUACCUGCACAAGGCAACUCAUCUACAAUAGACAUAUUGUCCCCCAAACCAAGUAAGAAGGCACCACUUUCACCAUUAGAUGAUCUGGCAUCGCUUUCACCUUCUUUUAGAACAACUUUAAAUGCUGGAGCUGCUCCUUUAGUGGAAUCAUUAGAUGGUUUUGUCCCCAGCCCACCAACAGAAGAAAACAAUGAACUGGUUUAUCCAUCUAUAACUGCAUUUGAGAGUACCUCCUUGAGGUUGGUGUUCAAUUUCUCAAAACAGCCAGGGAACUUACAAACUACAAACAUUCGGGCUACCUUUACAAAUUUGACCUCAAAUGUAUAUACAGAUUUUGUUUUUCAGGCUGCAGUUCCAAAGUUUCUUCAGUUGCACUUAAAUCCGGCUAGCGGCAAUAUCCUCACUGCUAGUGGAAAGGAGUCCAUCACGCAAAAUAUGAGACUUACUAAUUCUCAACAUGGAAAGAAGUCUCUUGUCAUGCGCAUAAAGGUAUCGUACAAGAUAAAUGGCAAAGAGACACUGGAAGAAGGACAAAUCAAUAACUUUCCUCGUGAGUUAUGAGGACAUAUGGUCAGAGGUCAUUCUUGCUGUGCACAAAGCCUUCUAUAUUUUCCGCACUUUAGUCUUUUGAGGAAUUUUCAUGAUCUAUUCUUUCAUGCAAUUAAUCGGGAUCACUUUUUGGGAUCAAGUUGUGGUCUGUUUGGUGGCUUCACAUCUUUCAUUAGUACAGAUUAUUCCUGUAUGAAAAAGUCAAAAUCUUUUUUUUUCGUUUCGAGGCAAAUAUCUGCAUCAUAUUGAAUUCUUUAGGUGCUAACUAUUUUCUUUGAAGGUGGUUCGAUCAAUGCGUCUCAGGCUAUAAGUGUUGCAUGUAGUUUAAUAUCUAAUACGGAUUUAAGAUACUAGUCAUAUUUUUUUAUCUAUCUAUUGUAAUGUAUGUAAAAGAUCAGACAAGGGUUGUAAUGUUGAUAUCUAGCAUAGAAGUCAGUGUGAAUUAUGCUGUUGACAUCUCAAUUAUUAAUUUAGAUUAUUUUAAUGCUCCA
This is a messenger RNA of Vigna umbellata (rice bean), 4495 nucleotides long. NCBI's taxonomy places the organism in Eukaryota, Viridiplantae, Streptophyta, Magnoliopsida, Fabales, Fabaceae. The record is from RefSeq and is a predicted model, not a curated record.